AUGACUGCCGGUGCCGUUUUAUUAGGUGGUCUGACACGUCUAACGGAAAGUGGUUUAUCAAUGACUGAUUGGCGAUUGAUACGCGAUAUGAAACCACCACGUACACAAGAAGAAUGGGAUAAAGAAUUUGAACGCUAUAAACAAUUUCCCGAAUAUCAGUUGAUAAAUCGUCGUAUUACAUUAAAUGAAUUUAAGCGAAUCUAUUAUAUGGAGUAUCUUCAUCGUAUGUGGGGUCGUCUCACUGGUCUGGUAUUUUUUAUUCCUGCUGUUUAUUUUUGGCAACGUCGAUAUUUUGACAAAGGACUUAAAAUUCGAUCAAUUGUGUUUGGUGCAUUAAUUGGUUUUCAAGGUGCACUCGGUUGGUACAUGGUAAAAUCAGGUCUUAAAAAUGAAACAUUAAUCGAUAAUUAUCCACGAGUAUCACCUUAUCGUUUAGCAGCACAUUUGGGGACAGCCUUUAUCUUGUAUAGCGGAUUUCUAUGGAACAGUUUUCGCUAUUUAUUUCCAUCUGAACGACAAGUUGUCUCCAAAAUAUGGGGUAUGAGGGUGCAUGGUCUGCUAACGUUAGUAUUCAUAACAGCUGUUGCUGGUGCAUUUGUUGCGGGACUUGAUGCUGGUCUCGUUUAUAAUACAUUUCCUAAAAUGGGUGAUCACUGGAUACCAGUCGAAUAUAAUCAUCUAAAACCAUGGUACAAAAAUCUAUUUGAAAACCCGGCUGCUGUACAAUUUAAUCAUCGUGUAUUAGGUAUCACAACAACAGCAGCUGUCAUGGCGUUUGCAUUUAUGUCACGUGGAAAAGGUUUUGGACGUCGUGCAGCCAUGGCACGAAAUUUAGUAGCAGCCAUGGUUCUAAUUCAAGCAACAUUGGGUAUAUCGACAGUUUUGUACUAUGUUCCAACAUCUUUAGCAGCUUCACAUCAAAUGGGUUCAUUGACGCUUUUAUCGUUAACGUUGUGGCUUGCUUAUGAAAUGCGACGUUUACCAAAAGUUUAA
Didymodactylos carnosus is the source of this 993-nucleotide messenger RNA. Lineage: Eukaryota; Metazoa; Rotifera; Eurotatoria; Philodinida; Philodinidae. The record is from the annotation of a GenBank genome assembly.